AUGCCAGACCCGGCCUAUAUAGCCGAUCCCGCUCCACCUCCAAUUUAUACCAGGGCCCGCCCCUUUACUGUUCGCUCUCACAUCCCACCACCGAUAGGCAGCCCGCUAGAGCCCUGCACACCGUGGGAUGAUCCCCGGAAGGAACGUGAGACGAUUUCACCACUUCAACGGUGCCUUUUACACCCACCAUCUGGCGGGUUGGACGGAGACCAUACUGUCGAAUUCAAAGUGGUCCAUCACCUGAGAGCUGGAAGAGAUCACAAUUCGCAGGUCGUUGUUGUCAGCAUUCUCAAUGUUAGUGAUAACUGCCCAGAAGUGCUCGUGGGAGUCACUACAGCCGUGGCCAAGUUUUAUGACCCUCUUCAUGCUGACCCUGACGACUGGGGUUUCGAUCCUUUCUUCUACUCUCAUCAGUGUUAUAUUUCAGAGGCGGCUGCCUACUCCAAACUCUCCGACCUCCAGGGUACUGUGAUUCCAACUUACUACGGCUCUUAUACGCUUCAGCUCCCUGUUCAUGAGCCCACCUCCCCCACAACAACCCGAACCGUUCGCCUCAUCCUCAUUGAAGAUAUUGUCGGAACGUCAAUGCGGGAUCUUUGGCCGCGGGAGUAUUCACAAGCCGAACGGAAGCAAAUCAUAAGAGCGAUCAUCGAUGGAGAAUCGGAAAUCUAUAGACACAAUAUCCGCCUUCGAGAUAUGCACCCAAGGAACGUGGUUGUAGUGACAGACCACCGGGCGGAGCAGAGGGUUCGCCGUGUCGUGCUCAUAGACUUUGAGCGAAGCUGGUUCUCUCGCGCCCAUUUUCCUAAAGAUGAACACAAGUACCUACCGGGAACGUACAUAUCUCCGCUGCUACGCUGGCAUCAUUUCGUCCGGUCAAGCGUUUUCGAUGACUGGAUUGAUUGGGACCGUCAACUAUGGCUCGAGAGUGAAUAUGCCGACACUGCAUCAUCGAUAACGCGACACAUGGAAUCGAUAUGGGGCAAACGACUCGAGGAAACGGAGGAUUAA
This is a messenger RNA of Uncinocarpus reesii 1704, 1011 nucleotides long. RefSeq lists its product as uncharacterized. The coding region runs from base 1 to 1011 and encodes 336 amino acids. The record is from RefSeq and is a predicted model, not a curated record. Lineage: Eukaryota; Fungi; Ascomycota; Eurotiomycetes; Onygenales; Onygenaceae. The transcript has a single exon.